AAAGGUGGGUUCCAGACUUUAGGGGGCUCGGGUGCGCAGUCUUAUGCCAAAGCUUUUAUAGUUUUUAUUGCUUUUUGUGUGUGUGUGUCUUUCUGAGUUGGCAUGUCGAUGACGUCAUCACAAUAGGUGUUAGUCAAUUAAAAAGUGCAGGAAAUUAAAAACACGUCUGUUGCAUGAAAAAAACAACAACAAAGAAACGAAAUAAAUUAGUUUUAAAAAGAAAAUACUUUGGUUUAGUUUUGUUCUUGAGUCUAUAUAUAUACACAUUUAUAUAACAAUAAACUAUAAAACUUCGAAUGAUGACAGCUAUUUGAUCUUGAUGUUAAUUGGCUUUUAAAGAGUCGGUUAAGGAUUAUUGUCUGCUGUAGAGAGUGUAUCGGAUUAUCCUCAGUUGACUGCCAUCAGAAGUUUGCCCUAAUAAAAUUGCGCCCGCACAUUCGACCUCUGGUGAUACCUACUGCCAGUAUUUCACAUACGUUGUUUACUGUAAACACAAAAGUGGGACAAAUCUCGAAUGGUCAAAGGUCAGAGCUUAAACUUUAAGAAUCCGCCAAUAGUCUUUUAGUUCUUCAUACUUUCUGAUGAAUUGUUCUGUCACAUGUAAAGUUUUGAAUUUUUCUGGAAUAUCUUCAAUGAAAAGUUUGAAAAGUGUGUAACGCAAAGCAUGGAUGUAUAACUCCUGGCAAUUUUCAUUUCUUGAAGAGGUCUUCCGAUCCGAGGAUGUCGGCGUCGGGAGUAGCCAUGGUCAACGACAGCAGCAGCAACAUCACCGGCUUGAACUUCAGCGACUUCAAAAACGCCAGUGUGGAGGACGCGGAGAGCUACUUCCUGCCCCUGCCAUGGUGGCAGCAGACGAUCUACUACGCGUUCUUCAUCUUCAUGUUCAUCAUCGCCGCUGGGGGCAACGUCAUCGUCGUUUGGAUAGUGCUGGCCCACAAGUCCAUGCGCACGGUGACCAACUACUUCCUGGUCAACCUGGCCGUCGCCGACGUCAUGAUCUCCAUCUUUAACGUCCUCUUCCAUUUCACGUUUAACAUGUACCAGAAUUGGUUCUUCGGGAUGGAGUACUGCAAGUUCGCGCUCUUCAUCGCCCAGUGCACAAUCUCCGUCAGCGUUCUCACCUUCAUGGCCAUCGCUAUAGACAGAUACAUUGCGAUCAUUCACCCGCUUCGGCCUCGCCUUACUGGACGUAUAGUGCUGACCAUCAUAACUGUCAUCUGGAUACUGUCCGUUUUGCUGGCCCUGCCCAACCUGCUGUAUGCCACCAUCUACAAGUGGCCGGACAGGACCAUCUGCUACCUGCGUUGGCCGGACUACACGGAUGACAGCAAGAUGAGCAACCAGGACAUGGCGUACAACAUACUUCUGAUGGUACUGAAUUACUUCCUCCCGAUGGUGACUCUUUUCGGUACAUACGCCAGGAUCGGGUGGGAGCUCUGGGGGAGCAAAGCUAUCGGGGAGGUGGUCCCCAUGCAGGCAGAGAGAGUGCGGAGGAAAAGAAAGGUGGUCAAGAUGAUGGUAGCUGUGGUGGUGAUCUUUGGUGUGUGCUGGCUGCCCACCCACAUCUACUUCAUACUGACCAAUGUGUACCAUCAGCUGGUCAUGUGGCCGUACACUCAGCAGGUGUAUCUGUUCAUUUACUGGCUGGCCAUGUCCAACUCGAUGUAUAACCCCAUCGUCUACUGUCUGAUGAAUGCCAGAUUCAGGCAAGGUUUCUUGCUUUUCUUCCGCUGGGGUCCCUGCAAUAUGUGUCGACAGAGCCAGCACCUGCUGGUCAGCUCUCGGGGCUUCUACUGCACCCGCAUGUCGCUGGGCAGCGAGCGAGACAAGAAUGGAUCCAUGAUCAACACCACGGUGGAAAGCCUGGACGACCACAUCAGCACCCCCAGCGCCUCCAUGUACCGCAUGCACCCCAUGUCUAGCAAGACCAGGGGCAACUACUACUCCCACAACCGAGAUCUGUAAAUAUGAAAACAAGAAGAAAAUGAGAAAAACAACAACAACAAAAGAUUCUUUGUUGAUUCUAUUCUUGAACUAAAUGCUUAGUUAGGAUGCCAGGGGGGCACUAUGACGCGAUGCCCUUAGAUGUGAAUAACUGUACGCUCGGUUUGUCCCUUAGAAACUCGGCAUGCUUCCUGUUAAACAGAACAAAAAAGUUGACUUGUCAACAUCAUUGCAAUGUUUGAUCAUGUAAUUUGACAACGUUGUUGCAAUGUUUGACUUUAUGACCUGACAACAUUGUUGCAAUGUUUGACCACGUGAUCCAGUGUGGACAGGAAUAGAACAGCUGUGGUUCGGACUACGAUUGGCGCAUUCUACCUGAUAUCAUUAAUAAGACUUAACGCAGACUUAACUAAAACGUUUCCUCUGGCCAGGUGGCGAUGACAGUACCGCUGACCAACCAGUCCAGUUCCACAAACGACAUGGCACUGAGUGUAAAUAUAUUCAAAAUUGUUUUCCUUCAGUGUGUAAACGAAGGUCUAUGUUACCAAGACAGUUCCAUUUGUAAUUGUUUUGUAUUUGUUUUGACUCGAGCUUGUUUGCAUCUUUCUUUUUUUAGAUUUUUUUUGUGUGCUUACGCUAAUAUUGUUUUUGUCUUUGCAUUUUCACCAUUGCCUGAGGGUGAUUAUGCAUUUGAAAUGUGGCUUCAUGCCAGGACACGUACAGAUUGACCUCGAGUUAUUACGUUGUUAUCGUGUCUUGGUUUAAUCGUGUAUAAUAAUUAUACCGAGAGCCUAAAGGCGAGUUAUCUCAAACUUUAAAAACUACGGGAAAAAAAAACACGCGAAAGAUCUUAGUUUUGUAUGUAUUCGAUGUUCUUUCAGAAUUGAAGAUUAUAACAACCUAGCCCAAACCUCCCGCCGGACGGUGGGAGGAUGGCGGCUUGUUAGUUUCGAACCCGGAACCAUCGAGACGGCAGUACAUAGCGCAUACAAUACAACCCGGCAGUCAGGGACUUGUAUAGAUACUUGAUUAUAACAACGUAGUGCUCUUAGAUACUUAGGUACCUGGACAUUUCAUCACAUUGGUUUCGACUCUCAUACAUCUAAUUAUUUAUAGCUUCCUUCACGUGACUACGAUUUCCACCUAAGGUACCUUAGUAAACUAAUCACAUGUCCCGGUACCUUAGUAAACUAAUCAUAUGAAAUGUCUCGGUACUUUAGUAAAUUAAUCACAUAAAAUGUCCCUAUACCUUGGUAAACUAAUCACAUGAAAUGUCUCGGUACCUUAGUAAAUUAAUCACAUAAAAUGUCCCGAUACCUUGGUAAACUAAUCACAUGAAAUGUCUCGGUACCUUAGUAAACUAAUGAAAUGAAAUGUCCAGGUACAUUAAUAAACUAAUCACAUGAAAUUUCUCGGUACCUUAGUAAAUUGAUCACAUAAAAUGUUCCGAUACCUUAGUAAACUAAUCACAUGAAAUGUCCCGGUACCAUAGUAAACUACAAAUCACAUGAAAUGUCCCGGUACCAUAGUAAACUACAAAUCACAUGAAAUGUCCCGGUACCAUAGUAAACUACAAAUCCCAUGAAAUGUCCCGGUACCAUAGUAAACUACAAAUCCCAUGAAAUGUCCCGGUACCAUAGUAAACUACAAAUCACAUGAAAUGUCCAUCAGAGUUCUACGCUCAAUGUCUCCAGUUGGGACGCUUUUUUUUUCUCGAAACUUACGGUUUGUGGUCAGUUUCAGCGCACGGACAAAAAGGUUUGGAAUUCGCUACCCCCUGGGCUCAAACCUAUCAGGUGAUUGAAGAAAAGCAGAACUUAGCUGUUCUUUAAUUUGCAUGAAAGUUCACACUAUAUACUUUUUGGCUGUCAGGUUGUAACAUCGCCUUGCGACGUUUUAAUUGUUAAUAGAGCUAUAUAAAUUAAAUUGAUAAUGAUAUGUAAAUUAUUCCAUUGCAUAGCCAAGAAAGUCCAAACUGGGCCAUACAUUACACGAUGACGUGUUUAGAUAUUCUCUGAGAUAUUUGUCAAGACAUCGUAAACAAUUUGGUAUAAUUCUAUUUCCAGUAUCCGCUUCUGGAAUCCAAACACUUUAAUAUUUAGUGAAUCGCCAAUCUAACGUAGGCAAGUGAAACACCAAGAAAAUCCUUAACAGACUUUCCUCGGUUAAUGGUUUAAGGUCUACUGGCUCUUAUUUGUUUGCUGUCCCCUUCCCUUUGUUUUUCUACGUCAGUUAGUCUGAAGUAGAAUGAUAAGACAAGAAAUAGCAACUAUUUAAAAUGAAAUUCUUGUUGGGGCAAAAUUCGACUAAAUCAAAAUUAAGAAUUCUAAGAUCAGAAGUCCGAUUGGUGUCACACCAGCUACACCUGUCAUCUAACAGACGAAAAUAGUUGGGCCAACAGGUCUAGAAAUCGAACACGUGACAAUCCCUGGAAGCAUUCAACCCAAGGAACUAGAUGUACUAGGCAGGGUUGAAAAAAAAAGUAUUAUUUGAAUGAAAGGAGUGCUACAGGAAACAGACUCGACAUAGACAUAGAACUAUAUAGACUCUCAUCUCAUCUGUCACUUGACUUUCGUAGGAGUUGUGCUGUGACAGUUCGCGUAACCAAACCUCUCCUCUUUUCUUAGUCAGAUGCUCUACUUAGCAGGAUAUCAAGAGAGCCCGGUCCAUUAUAUAUAUAUAGAGAUUGGUCGACAGGAAUAGGUUUCAUUUGGUGAACGACAGUUUCUUCAAGUGUAUGCCUAUACAAAACUAUGAUAUUCAAUUUUGAAAAUAAAAUUUUUCAUUCAAUCUAGAUCUAUUUUUGUUAAUGUGAUCUAUGGCCGACGUCUCAUUGCUUCUAAUUUUUAGAGUUGGUUUUUAGGGAUAGUUGUUUUCUCCAAAACGUCCUAAUAAGAUCAACUUAAAACAAUUGGAUACCAAAAAAUUAUAUAAAAGACCACCUGCCAUAAUAAGAACACUUAGAUCUAUACUAUAUAAGACAGAUAAAGGCUAUGGCUAUUUCUUUGUUGCUGGUAAUUGCUGUAUAAUACAACACACUCUAUUAGCCAAAACUUUGCGAUUGACAAAAUCUAUAAGCUGGUUCUAAAUAUAGGUAUAUGGUCUUCGAGCUAUACACCUGUCAUCACAUCGCCAUGCCACGCGCAGAUUAGCUAAGAACUCAAUAAAAAUGUUUUAAAGUAAUUAUUUUAGAAAUAGACCUAUAUCUUUAUGUUGAUUCAUAAAGGAGAUUUCAAACCAAGUCAAACAAUAAGCUUUGUUGAAACUAUGUUUAUAGUGUACAAAGUGCUUGAUAUUUCAUAUGAACAAUAGACCAGUUGUUUUUUUUGUUGUUUUUUUUGGGGGGUUUGUUUGUGUUUUGUUUUUAGUCAUUAAUUGAUUGCUUUUGUCUAUUUAAUAACUCGUAUCUCUUUAGUUGAUAUGUUAUGUACAUUUAAAAUGUCACAAGAUUUCCAAAUUGUAAAUAUUUUUAUGAUCUAAAACAUUCCCUAUAACUUCUUCUUUCUUUCUUCUAGUUCUUCUGUUUCUUCUGCUAUCUACAUCUCCCUCCCUCUCUCCCUCCCACUCUCUCUCUCUCUCUCUUUCUCUCUCUUUCUAUCUCUCUUUAUUUUAAUUCUUGGUUAUACUUAACUCUUUCUCUCCGUAAUUAUUUACCACAUUCUAGUGGAAUCAACGUUGGUACCGUCAGUUAGGAGAGAAAGAGUUAAUCUAUUAUAUUUUCACUCUUUGAAGACUUGCUAUUUCUUGUUUAUUGCCCAAUAAUUUUUUUUUUAUUUUUGUGUGAAUUUAUCCCUAUCAAAAUUUAAAUUUUUGUUUUUGUAUAGCAUCACAAGUAUUUAUCUUGCAAUGCUAUAACGCUCUAGUUGCUCCUUUUGUAAGUAACUAAAAAAUCCUAAUUAAAAAAAAAAAUGCUGUUUAGAUCAUACUUGUUACCCCCCCCCCCCUUUUUUUUUUAUACUUUUCUGCUCAUCAUGAAUCUAUGAAAGCGAAGAAGAGAUUUUUAUUGGACCACGAUAAUGGAAUGCACAGUUUGAUUUCGACCUCUGACCUCGCACUGUUACGCUAAUCUUAAUAAGUCCCGAGAACAGUUCAAUACCGACUUUACUGUUCACUUCUUGAACACUCUAAACACUUCAUGUGUGCUAGUUCCGUGUAAAUAAUUUGUUCAUUCCUGGGAACAUCUACUUAAAGAGUUCGGGAACAUCACCAAAAGUGUAUGAUCCCAGGAAAAUUUGCAUGCCAAAGUUUGUGUUAAUUUCCCGAAAUAUCUAAAUACCAAAGUUUAUACAUGUCAGGGAAUAUUUCGUAUAAUGAUUUCUCAUUAUGUCUAUAUUAGCUGGUCAAUAAACUGCUUCACUCUUUGAUCUGUAAAUAUAUCAUGAAACGAACUAAUGCUCAAUAUGAACCAAAGCUUCAAUCAAUACAGGAAAAAUGAAAAUUAGAAUGGCAAAGGAAAGUAGUGGAUUGUGCAAAUACAACAAAAUAUCUAUCUCCAAGCAGGACGUUUUGGCGCAGCUGUUUUCGCGCGGGAAUUUUAGGCACGAAAUGUCGAAAUCACAUUACGUAUGUUCAUCUUAUUAUGUCUUUAAAACGAUUGAUACACAUCUAUGUUUUGUAUUUGUGUUUUUUGUUCAAACAUAUUAUUUAUGUAACGAGCAGUAGUUAUCUGUGUCCAUUAGUCUUGAGAUUUAAGUUUGUUGUGUAACUGUUUCAUCACUAACAUUAGAAUGUCUGUAUGCGUUUUAAUAUUGUCCAAAAGCAACAAAAAUACCCCAAAGGUUCCAUUUUUUAGUACACACAAAAAUGAUGUAUGUAAUUUAUAGUAGCUCCAACUUCCAAUCAAAACGAGAGAUGAGAUUCGUUGUAAACACCUCGCUUAUUAUUUGUGGGGGUCGGAGAAGCAUGUCUCAGCCAGUCUCAGGUAGGAAUCUGACCUUUCAUAACUUGUAUGUUGUACAUGUUUGGCAUGUUCCCUCAGAAUUGAAUAGCCUUAUAUCCUAGACAAAUCCUCCUGAUUGAUGGGGGCGGGGUAUAGCGGCGGGCAGGGUUUGAACCCGAGACCAUUGAGACGACAUGCCCCGAGCAAAUAACAAAAGACCAGGCAGCCAUCUAUAGUUCGCAAUCAAAAUUAUUAAAGUUUUUUGUUUCAGAGGGGAGGUGUAUAUUAAUAUGUUUAUUACAUAUUACCAUCACAAAGGAGAUAUAAGACACCGAUGGCAAAGACAAACAGACACAAACACUCUUUUGUUCCCCUGGCAAUCAAAUCAUUAAAUAAGAACAAUCUGAUAUAAACUUUGUCGCAUGUAAAUUAUGAGUGAGUCUGGUGUGAAUGUACACUUUGGUUUCUUAUAGUUAUAAUGUUUUUUGUUUGGUGUAAUGCACAAAUUGUAAGACAAAUUUCCAUAUGGACAAUAAAGAUUAUUAUUAUUAUUAUUAUUAUUAUUAUUAUUAUUACAUAUACUAUAGCAUAGAAAAAAACAACUUUCGUGUUUUGUAAAUAUUGUCAGAACGUCUCACGUCAAAAUGGCUGCGCUAAAACGGCUCGCGUCAUAACAGCUGGGCUACAAAAGUCGCGUUAGUUCCUCAUCUACCCUAUGUGCGAUACUAUGUAACCCAUAAAUAGAGCGCAAUCAGAUAAUAUUAAGUAUACAUUAUAUACAUUUGAUCUUAUUUUGUAAUAUCAGUAAUCAAUGUGCACAUAAAUGAUGCCAAGGUGUUGUUUUUUAAAUGGAUUCAACUAAAAGUUGGAGUGAAUGCAUUUAUCCUUUUUACGGAUCAAAACGAAAUCAUAGUAAUGACACAAAAUUAUGAGAACUGAGAACGUCUUUAAGAGAUGAGUCGCUAGAGAAUUGGAAAGAGACUUAGACAGUCAACCACCUCAAUUACUUUAUUUUUAAUAUAUCAUCUAGAGAAAAUUGUAGAUUCCACAAGAACACUAGAUAAGAUCCAAAUAUUAUCUAGGGAAGUACCCAGAAAUACCCAGAAAUACCCAGAAGUACCCAGAAAUACGUAUCGGCUACUUGAAUGUCGGUGUAGAUUUUAACGUAACUAGAAUAUUGAGAUACUUGAAAGUGGAGAUUUUUGUCAAUGACGGAUAGCUAAAAAUAGCUGGCUGUUUGGUGUAUCCGGUGUAUAGAACGUAGGCAGUGUUGAUCAAAUAUGUGAUUUAGAAAUUAGGUAUAUCCUAGAUUUUGUGCAUUGUAAAAUAAAAUUUCUAAAAAGCUCUUUCGCCUGAAGCACAAAGUAGUUAGUAUGUUAUCCAUGGGCGUAGCCAGGGGGGGGUUCUUGGGGUUCAAACCCCCCCCGAAAUGAAAUCCCCCCCCCCUUGGGGGGGGGGAGUCGGAAUUAAGUGACUGAUUUUUUGCUUUGAUUUUGUUUAUUUUAGGUGAGAUUUUAAUACUAAACCAUCACUUGCCCUAGCACAACCAAAGAGGUUUUGAGUUUAAAACCCCCUACCAGGGGGGUUCGAGUUAAAAAAACCCUACCAGGGGGGUUCGAGUUUAAAAACCCCUACCAGGGGGGUUCGAGUUUAAAACCCCUACCAGAGCGGUUCGAGUUUAAAAACCCCUACUAGGGGUUUUGAUUUUAAACCCCCUACCUGGGUUUUUUGCAGUUAACUCCCCCUCUUCUAUAAAACAAAACAAAAAAAAAUGCAAACGAAAAUCCCCUAAUUCCAAGAGCACAGUUAAGGGAGAUUUUGAUUUUAAAACCCCGUCUAAAAUUUACGAUAAACCCCCUCUUUAAUAUAAAAAGAGCUAAUUACGCACUCAAAAUGUUAUGAGCGUAGCUAAAUGGGUUUUGACUCAGUUUUGAGUUUAAACCCCACUUCAGUGGGGUUUGAAGGUAAAAAAUACCUCUUUUUAAUAAUAAAAAAAAGGAAAUUAUACACUAAAAAUGUUAUGAGUGUAGUCUAUGGGGUUUUGAGUUUAAAGUCCCCUCCAGUGGAGUUUGAAGCUAAAAAGUACCUCUUCAAUAUAAACAAAAGAAAAUUACUCACUCUAAAAUCUAUGAGCGUAGUCAAAGGGGUUUUGAGUUUAAACCCCCCGCCAUCUUCAGUGUAAGAAAAAAAGCAAAUUACGCACUCAAAAUGCUAUGAGCGUUGCCGAAAUGGGUUUUGAGUUUAAACCCCCAUUCAGAGGGGUUUGGUGCUAAAAAUACAUCUUCAAUAUAAAAAAAAAAGCAAAUUACACACUAAAAUUAUUUGAGCGUAGCCAAGCCAAUCGGGGGUUUUGAGUUUCUUCUUUUUUUUAAGUUUAAAACCCCUCCAGAUGGUUUUAAGUCUAAGAUCCCCCUACAGAUCCAACAGAAGAUUUUGACGAUAAAACUUCUCUUUUCGAUAUAAAAUCUAAAGCAAACUACAUUCACUUAAUUCCAAGAGCGUAUUCAAGAGAGGUUACACAUUUUUACCAGUGGCAGGGCUCCAUUAAUAAACUGCAGUGAAUAGUCAUCUACCGAAAUCGAAAAACAUUAAAUAUAGCUCAACAAAGAUGGCUAAGACAGAUUUCAGGAGUCAGUUAUAGAGAUCGGAUCUAAAUCAAGGAAAUCCUAUGCCGAACUGGGAGUCGACCCCUUAGUAAGAUUACGACGCAUGAGGUUUGCGGGACAUGUUCUCCGACAAAAUGAAUUACGCAUAAGAAUAGUUGCAAUGAUAUCCUAGUACAACUUAACGCCACUCAUUCAUGGAGGUCCUCAUGGUAGGUGGAAAGAGGCUUCAGACAUUACCAGUGACAGAUUUUUAUGGAAACAGCUUGACGUCAAAUGCUCCGAACGGCGUGGGAGGGUCUAAGUCAGUAAGAAUAGCAAAUUAGGUUUUUGAAAUAAAACUUUUUAAUAGCAUUAAAAUGGACUGUAGAUACCUUAGAAUAUGCAUUUUGUUGGCUUUCAAUGCCAGAAAUAGUGCUUGGCGGCGGGGCUUCGACCCGCGAUGGGGAGCUCCUGGCGCUCCCCCAGACCCCCUUGCUAUUAAUGGCGGGGAGUCCACAAUUUUAUGGAAACAGCUUGAUGACAAAUGCGCCGAACGACGAUGGAGGGUCUAAGUCAGUAAGAAUAGCACAUUAGGUUUUUGAAAUAGAACUUUUUAAUAGCAGGAAAAUGCACUGUAGAUACCUCAGAAUAUGCAUUUUGUUGGUUUUCAAUAUCAGAAAUAGUGCUUGGCGGCGGGGCUUCGCCCCGCGCUUGGGGAGCUCCUAGCGCUCCCCCAGACCCCCUUUGGUAGUAAUGUCGGGGAGUCUACAAUUUUUUCACUAACUCAUGGAAGAACCUAUUCUAGGGCACAAUAAACGUCUUCCGAAAGAAUGAAGGGUCAGAAUGUAAUAAAGAUUAUGUACACACACACACACACACAUAAAUACAUAUAAUUUGUUUUUCGCGGGGGGGUGAUCCCCCCCAAAACCCUCCCCGAAAAAAAAUCCUGGCUACGCCCAUGAUGUUAUCACGUGAUAUAGAGUCCUUGACAUUGUUUAGACUAGAAAACUUAUCCGGAAAAUCUCCAAAACAUCUCAAGUUCACGAAACAAUAUUGCAAGCAUAGACCUAUAAUAUAUCUAGGUCUGUGAUUACAAGUAAAUCUUUUGUAGCAAUCAAAAAUUGAACUCAUUCUCUCCGUAAUUAUUUUUCCAUGUUUGGGUGGAAUUAUUCAAUUUACUCUUUACUAUUUCACUCCCCUGUUAUGAUUGGGCUUCAAUUACUUUAUCGUUUGUUAUCAGAAAUGUUUGAUUUGGUCUAGAAGUAAAGGGAAAUGCAUGCACUUUUUAUAUAACACAAAGUCAAGUUUAUCAAAUUAAACAUCAAUUUAAUUUUAAUAAUGUCAAAUCAGAGAUGGAAUUGUCAAUGGACCUCAUUCACCAAUCGUAAACAAACAACAUUUAGAAAGAGAUAUAUCUUCUAUACAAAUUAUGUAAUCCAUAGUGGCUGUCACGUGAUACGUAUUUUUCAUUGUUUUAUAAUUAUGAUGACGUGGCUAAAUGUGUUUAUUUACGAGUGGUGAAUGAGGUCCAUUAGGAGAGAAAGACUUAAAAUUCAUGGUUUCUACAAAAUGGCGGAACAUCAUGACUUGUCAUAGAAUCAAUUUGAAUGUUUUUCUGUACAGAAAUCUGACCUAAACUAUGGGUGUACAAAACAAGAUGAUUAUUGAUAUGCUUAUAAUUUACUUUUGAAAUAAAACAUCCAAUGUUUG
Molecule: messenger RNA, 11118 nt
Organism: Biomphalaria glabrata
Lineage: Eukaryota; Metazoa; Mollusca; Gastropoda; Planorbidae
Product: tachykinin-like peptides receptor 99D
Exons: 6
Coding region: 721-1965 (414 amino acids)
Biological process (GO): G protein-coupled receptor signaling pathway
Cellular component (GO): plasma membrane
Molecular function (GO): tachykinin receptor activity
Source: RefSeq, a predicted model, not a curated record